Carlito syrichta (Philippine tarsier) is the source of this 803-nucleotide messenger RNA. It is a transcript of the gene BIRC5, whose product is annotated as baculoviral IAP repeat containing 5. The coding region runs from base 104 to 562 and encodes 152 amino acids. The record is from RefSeq and is a predicted model, not a curated record. The transcript is spliced from 4 exons. NCBI's taxonomy places the organism in Eukaryota, Metazoa, Chordata, Mammalia, Primates, Tarsiidae.
CCUCGCAUUCCCAGAAGGCCGCGGGCGGAGGGUCUCUCAAGAGGGCGGGAGUUCCCGACAUGCCCUGCGGUGCGCCAUUAACCGCCGGAUUUGAAUCGCGGGAAUGCCCGGCGGCGACGGCGGCGAUAUCGGCAUGGGCGCCCCGGCAUUGCCCCCGGCCUGGCAGCCCUUCCUCAAAGACCACCGUGUCUCUACGUUCAAGAACUGGCCCUUCUUGGAGGGCUGCGCCUGCACCCCGGAGCGGAUGGCCGAGGCCGGCUUCAUCCACUGUCCCACUGAGAACGAGCCCGACUUGGCCCAGUGUUUCUUCUGCUUCAAGGAGCUGGAAGGCUGGGAGCCGGAUGACGACCCCAUAGAGGAACAUAAAAAACAUUCAUCUGGUUGUGCUUUCCUUUCUGUCAAGAAGCGGUUUGAAGAAUUAACCCUUGGUGAAUUUUUGAAACUGGACAGAGAAAGAGCCAAGAACAAAAUUACAAAGGAAACCAACAAUAAGAAGAAAGAAUUUGAAGAAACUGCAAAGAAAGUGCGCCAUGCCAUUGAGCAGCUGGCUGCCUUGGACUGAGGCUUUGCUGUGGGGCCCUGCUUCCAGGGUGAAUGCGGCGUUCCCAAGGCAUUACCCUAGCAGCACCAGCCUCUCUGCGAGACCCUCAGUGCCUUGGGGAAGGAGAACAUCAACGUUGCCAAUUAGCUAUUCCAACUCUCCUACUCUCCUUUGUUUUUCUUGAAAAUGGCACCAGAGGCUGCUUCUGCCUGGGCCACGGGUGCUGCUGACAACAGUGACUGCUUCUUUCCCUUUUUUCUUU